Messenger RNA from Dalotia coriaria, 4344 nucleotides. It is a transcript of the gene Atg13, whose product is annotated as Autophagy-related 13. The transcript has 4 exons. The coding region runs from base 399 to 1658 and encodes 419 amino acids. Gene Ontology annotation, biological process: protein localization to phagophore assembly site; autophagosome assembly; mitophagy. NCBI's taxonomy places the organism in Eukaryota, Metazoa, Arthropoda, Insecta, Coleoptera, Staphylinidae. The record is from RefSeq and is a predicted model, not a curated record. Gene Ontology annotation, cellular component: phagophore assembly site; Atg1/ULK1 kinase complex; cytosol.
CGCAUUCCAUUUAAAGUCGCUUGCCCGCUCUACCAGUUUGCAGGCAUUUCGUAAAUCCGUUUGGAUGUAUGUAGGAGCGUCCGUUGCAUUUACAUUAGUCGAGUUCGUUCGCUCGGUGAAGGUUGUAGAGAUGUGUACGUGCCGUGAGUCAGGAAUUGCUUUCUUGUUGUAAGGAAUCAACGUGCGUGUGCGUCGGGACGGUCUCGCGCCACACCGAAAAUACCCAAACAAGUGGGAUCCAAGAGGAUCGAGCGGCGGCUACCUACGCGAGUGCGGGCGCCGCACGAAAAUCAAUAGUGUUUGUGGGUUGUGUGCACGUUCACGUGUUCGCUCAUGCCGUUUCGCCGUGCGUUUAGUAUUUGAUAUUUCGCGUGGCAAGUUUCGUCGACAGACAACCUAUGCAACUAAUGGAAAUGAGGCUGAGUAGUCAAGAUAGGAAGGACUUGGACAAAUUCACCAAGUUCUUGGCGUUCAAAUCCGCGCAAGUGAUUGUACAAUCCAGAUUGGGCGAGAAGAAAUCUACGAAAUGCAAUCCACAACAAUCCGGAGCAGAUUGGUUCAAUCUAGCCAUCGAAGAUCUUCCCGAAGUGCUAACAGAGACGAAGAAAGCGUUAAACGGCGAAGUGGUGACAAACUGCCUACCACUUUGCGUGGAGAUAUCCUUAAAGACUGUUGAAGGCGAUCAAAUGGUGCUGGAGUCCUGGUGCCUUGAUAUCCUACCGGAACAAUGUGACCCUGCUGUGCGGGUGACGCACACGGUGUACAAUCGCAUGGGCAUCUUGCUCAAAUCGCUCGUCUCAGUGACGCGCGUCACACCUGCGUAUAAAUUAUCGCGGAGACAGGGGCCCGACUCCUACGUCAUCUGUUAUCGCAUCUACAUGGACGAGCCGCAGAUGCACAACUUGGGCGAUGGAUAUAAGCAAGUGAGAGUGGGCCAGAUUUGCACGCCCAUCGGCACGAUUCAAUUGACCGUGUCGUACAGGACGAAAAUGACAAUAUCGCCCACGCAGUCUGGUCGCGAGGAUUCCAUCAUGCUGAAGAGCGAUCACUUUAACACCAACUGCAGUCCGCGGAAUAUGCGAUAUAAACAAAACGAAGAAAACAUUGCAUCCUUAGGUAACACAAGAAAAAUUGGUGCCUUUGCUGCCAACGGCAACAAGCAGAACUCAAAGCAGUAUCCGAUGCCUGACUUUAUCAUUCCUGAAAUUCCUUACACGAAACUCUUUGAAGAUCAGCUGAAACUGAAAGUGGACGAAGAAGAGAAAGAGUUGGAGAACAACGAGGAGCAGCCUGCGGAUAUCAACGACUCGACUACCACUAUCAAACCGGACGAGGACAAAAAUGGGAAUUCGACAGACUCGAUCGAUUCAUCACCACCCAGUCAGACGCGGAAUCGAUUUACGAUGAUGUCCACGCUCAAAGACGAUUUCAUUAUGGUAGAAUUGAAAACACCGUUCGCGAGUUCGACCGCAAACAGCGAGCUCGGCGAGAUCUAUCGUGAAUGGAAAGAGGCGCCGCCGCUUCAAACGUUCAAUGAUAUGCCGCCCCUCGUUGAUCAAGUCCCCGAUUUGACGCAGCAGCUCGAGAACUACGAGUCUGACAUGCGAACAUACGAAGACGUUCUACAAUCUCUGUGUCAGUCGCCUAACAAUAACUAGCUUGGGUAAACUAUAGGAUAGAUUUAUUUAUUUAUUACGUUUUCGCCGAUUUUGUUAUAUUAACAAAACACGAGAACACAGCAAUCAGACUGGCAAUUGAGUUAAAAAUGAUUUCGCCAUAUUUGCGUGCUUGUGAAGCAUUUCAUUCCGCGCGGUGAGCAACAAGACGCACGUAAUUAAGACGAUUUACUAAUUGCCGUUAUGAUUUGUGUUUUUAAUUCAUUUUGUGAUUUAGUGCGCAGGAGGUCGAAAUUGAACAUUACUGUUCUUGUAUAUAGCAAAGGUGGUUUAUAAAAAAAUUAAAUUGCUAAACAUGUUGAAUUUAUCUGCCAAAUUGAAUUGAUUGUUAAUGGUGUAAAGAAAGUCAAAAGACAUUAUAAUUGAAUACUUUAUCAAUUGUUAUAAAGUAGGAUGCGAAAUUUUAACAACCAAACCUAUGAGGCAAAAUAUCAUUUGCUUUUGUAUUGAAAUUAAGCUUACAAAGUGUUUGUGUCUGUUGUCUGUUACGAUGUACCCGCUAUGAAAACCUAACAACACAUACAAUGAAACAAACGCAAACUGUACCAAAGACUGAUAAGAGAUAACGUAGGAUUAACGGACUGUAAAUAAUAACAUAUAUACAAUAAAAUUACAAGCUCUGCAUACAAACAAGACGUGUAAACGAUUAUAAACUGAGCGGAAAACAUAUUAUUAUUAACAAUAAGCAUACAUGAAUCUUGCUGAACGUGUUAAUCACAAAAUUGUUAGGCGCACAGUUUUGCGCUGUGGAAACAACUGAGAUCUUUUUCACACAUUUGUUACUCAUGUUUAUAACAGUAAUGCAUUAAUGGCGUUACGCCCAAAGCAGGUGCUAGUGUUUUUACUUUGCAUACUAUCGAUUGAUCGAUAAUUACAAGUUACAACCGUUGGUAAUUAAUAAACAAGUCGAAUCAGAGCCAAGUUACAUUAUGCACACAUGUAAUGCUUCGUUGACAACAUGUCAACGAAACACAUGCUAUCCAGUUGCGCAAUUUUCUGAUUUACAAACGGAUUUCACAGUUUGUCCUCACUGUGCUCUGAAUACUCUGAAUUGAUGUGUGGUAAUAAUGUGAUAGGGAAGUAAGCAGGAGGCGCGUAGCAAAUUGCAUUUGCUAAGAUAAUCGAGCAACAAAGUGUACUAUGGUUCAACCAAUUGUAGAGACAGGCCUUGACUUUAAAAUAAACUCGGCGCCGCAAACAUAACGCAUUGUGAAUUCCUACGCCUUGCAACAUUUACUAUGCUCGAGUGCCAUUUCGCAAUAUUGUUUGUGCGUUAAACAACAACAUUAUAUAUAAAUUGCCAGCUUGCUGCAUUUUCCAGUCGUUGAUUAGCAAAAACAUUCAUCGCAAUCAAUCGGCACAACUAAUUUGCCUUUGAUCACUAGCGUAACAUUGUGUUUAAGAAAGAUAUGACGCGCUUUUGUCGCUGAUUGGAAUUAAAAUUGCAAAUGCAAUUGGACUGCAGCGGGGAAAUACUGAUUUAUUUGUUUACGUACAGCUCAUUGUUGUAAUUGCAAGCUGAUGAUGCAUCCCGUCUGCAUAAUGGGCUCAAAGCGCAUUCGCAUAAAUAUUUAAUUUUGCUUCUGAAUGCAAGUCACGUUCACAUAUCCACUGAUUUUAUUUCAACUACUUACCGUACUAUAAAUAUAGGUAUAUAGUUUGCCCCUACGAUGGCAGCACGUAAUUUGAGGAAUGUGUUAUUAUCCUUUCAUUCAUCAUCUCGACGUCAACGUCGGCGCAAACUGAAACUUUGGGUCUGAUUUGACUGGUAAAUUGCGGGUCACCAACCAGCUACCGCAAUCAUAACAGCGUAGAAUAAUUAUGCAAUAUCUGAGUUUGCAUCACUAUGAUAAUAUCGAACGCGCAAUGAAUGUACAUCUUAUACAAUCAGGAAAUCAUAAACCUACUCAAGUCGAUUAGGUAAACAAGACUUUCAUGAUUAUUUGUUCGACAGUAAUCAUUUACAUACAUCUACAUCUAUCUAUAAAUUACUUCUGGUUUACUUAUCUCUACGUUUAAGUAUUAUUGUUGUGAAAUUGAAAUUAAGAGAGUUUAUGAACGAAAUUCGGAUAUGAAUGCAACGAGUGCAUCAAAGAUUCAUAUCUUGAAAACAUAUUCAAAGUCCACGCCGUUAAUGACACCGGUGACGCUAUACAAACAGACCCAAUAAUCUUACAAUACUUUUUUGUAUCGUUUAUAUAUUGUACUUUAAUUUUUAUCGGUUAAUAUUAAACAUGCAUAAAAUGUAAAACAGAUUCAACAAAAGUUGCUCAAUACAAUAUAUUGCUUGCUAAUGCAUCAGAACAUACGAAUAAUGCGAUAAACUUAAAGUUUAUGCGAAUUUACCUAUAAAACAUUGAUUUUAUUGUUCAUAAAAAUUAUUUAUGUUUAUUUUUGUUAAACGAAAGAUAUUAAAAUGCGUUAUUUUUGGAUGAGAGACAUUUUGUGAUUUUAUUUAGGAGAAAAGGCAAUGCAUUAAAAACUGUAAACUACACUAAUGAACACAUGCACAUAUGCAAGUAAACAACAAUUUUUACAAAUCAGAAGUGGAAAUUAUCAUUUUAUUAAUCAACAUUAUGCGUAUUAUGUACCAACAUACUUCAUUACAUAAUUAUGCCUUAUUUAUUAUGUACUAUGUUAAUAAAUAUUAAUUAUCUAUAUAAUACAA